Messenger RNA from Schistocerca gregaria, 4862 nucleotides. Its product is annotated as E3 ubiquitin-protein ligase LRSAM1-like. The record is from RefSeq and is a predicted model, not a curated record. The transcript is spliced from 9 exons. Lineage: Eukaryota; Metazoa; Arthropoda; Insecta; Orthoptera; Acrididae. Gene Ontology annotation, molecular function: protein binding. Bases 158 to 1522 code for a protein of 454 amino acids.
AACUCUGGCGGAAUUUUUAAUUGUCGUCAUGACUCCGAACUAUAAACAUCUUCUUUGUUGUGAAUGGAGAGGCACUGUGUACUGUAAGACAAGGUUUCUCAUGUGAAGGUUGCAUUUUAAUACACAAGUAGUUAAUAUUAAUAAUCAGUACACCGAUAUGCAGAAUAUCAUUUCAGCGCAGAAGUGUGACAGGGAUCACAAUACAAGUCACGCAGAUUUUAGUAACAGUAGCCUGGAGGAAGUUCCAGAUUGUGUUUUGAAUCAUUUUAAAUUUCUGAAGUUUCUGUAUUUAAACAACAACGCAUUGAAAAUUUUACCGGACUGUUUGUUUCAACGUCUAAACUCUUUAAAGUGGCUCGACGUUAGAAAUAACCAAUUGACAGAACUACCAAGAACUAUUGGAAAUCAUCCGUUUCUGGAAGUUAUUCUUUUACAAGGAAACAUGAUCAGAAAACUACCUUUAGAGUUAGGACUGGUGCCUAAUUUAAGGGGAGUGCAGUUUACAGGAAACCCAAUAGAAUAUCCACCUCAAGAUAUAUUAGACAAGGGAGCCCAGUGCAUUCUGAAAUUUCUGAAUGAGGAGUGGAAAAUUCAGUCUGAGUUAGAUAUAAGACCAAUUGUGGAGCCAUUUUACAAGACAGAAGAUGAAAAGGAAGGAACAAAUGUGAUAUUUCACAAAGCGGAACGACUCAAAUCAAAAUCUGCAUUUUCCUUCAGUGAUCAUUUUAAGCAUUCUGUUCCAAUAACAAGAAGAUUAAAAACAUCUUUACCAUCACUAUCUGUUAUAAGUUACAGUGUAAAGGCAGAGGAUACUACAUUAUUAGUCCCAACAAAUUCACCUACUGGAAAUUCUGGAUAUGAGCGUACAAUCAGUGACUUCAGACAGAGCAGUGAUGCAGGAUCAGCAUGUAAAGUGCCACCUGUUCUUAAGAACAACAAAAGAGGAAACACUGUCACAAGAGCUGAAUGUGAAAAGAAAGUUUAUGAAACUUUACUGAGGGAUCUCUGGAUAACAAAAAUUAAGUUUAUAUUGGAGAAACAAAAUGAAAUAAUUCAGAAAAGAAGAAAUACUGAAUUACUCCAGCAGUGGAGGAAAGAUACAGAAAAACUGAAUCAAAUAAAUAGAAUGCACCUUGAGAAUUUUAAGAAACAUGGACUCAAAAUACCGUUUGAUACAGACGAAGAUUAUAUGAAGAUACUCUCAAGAUCAGACUUACAAAAUUCACUGUCAAGAGGAAGAGCUAUCAAGUCCUUGACUGUGCACCCAAUGAUAAAGUCUAUCUCCCAAGAAAUGUCAGAAAUCUUGUCAGUACUGGAUGCUGUAGCCAACAAAGACAUCCAUACCUCAUCGGCACCACGCACAGUACAGAAAACUGCUAGUGAUGAAAUACAAAAGUUGCGUCAGCUCAAGAAGAAACUUUGGGCUCUCCGUCUAAAAUCAGCUGAAGACAGAGACUUCUGCACAGAAAGUAAAAGUGCUGCAGUAUCAACUACAAAAACGUCAAAUUUUGAGAAAGAAUGAAAAUAUCACUUCUGGUAAAACUAAAGAACUGAAACUUUCAGUUUUAACCUUUAAGAAAAUUUCUGGAAUGCAUUUCAUUUGGUAGGUCAAAUUUAAGAUUAACAGCUAUGCAGAGUCUACAGAAAAAGUAAUUUCUCCAUUGUAUGUGAAUAUAAUAACUAUAACAAUUACUCCCUAUCUUGUCUCACCACCACUGUAGGUGAAGCUGAGACUAAAGCAAAUAGCACAUUUAAGAUCAGAUGAAGUAACUGUAAAUGAUAUUUUUAAGUAAAUGAUUUCACCAGAGUUUUCAUUGAUCAAUUAAUUUUUAAUAUCUCAUUAAUUAAAUAAUGUGGACUUGCGGUAGAUCUGAAAUAGUCUUGAUUGAAAAACUUAAUUUUUACUGACCUUAAGGAGAUAAUAAUUUAUCCAAUAAAAUUAGGUAGUAUUCUAACAGUGAGUGUGAUGCUGUGUUUAACACUCUCGACAUUUGUGUGGAAGGAUGGAGUUCAAACCCUCAUUUGGGUUUUUUGGUUUUUCUAUCUUUUAUCAUAAGUCACUUCAUCUGAAUCCCAGAAUGGCGUUCUCAGCACUGCUACAUGGUUGUUCCUCCCUUAUCUUUGUCCAUUGGAGCUAGUGCUAUCCCAAAUGACAACUUAACAACAAGAGACUGGACUCUGAUCUUCCUUCCCUUGUAACAAACUGAAAUCUUCUCAUUCCAAGACAUUGUCAUUACAAAAUGCAUGACGUAAGAUAGAUCAUGAGCUAAUAAUGUGAGUUAAAUUUCCUAUCUCUCUGCAGUGUCCAGUGAAGUGAUCACAAGUGAGAGUAUUGAUAAUGAUCACUUUGUUGGAUGGUGAUGUUGAGCUCAGUGGUCCCCUUAGUUCUAUGUAAGAGGAAUAGACUAUGUGGCCACAAUGAGUUUCACUCUCUCCCAUACUUUUAAUUGCCAAUAAGCAACACAAACCUGACACGACUCUAAGCAUGCUCAUCACAUUCACAUAUACUCAAAAAAUACACUUAAGCCACAAAUUCACACUUUUCACAAUAAAAAUAUUGCGGCAACCUCUAAAUUCCAAAUUCAGUGACCCACACAGUCUUUCCUAGCAGAUGACUCUGUCCAUGCAGCUGGACCUGAACUUUCUCCAAAGAGCCCACUUGUGAUAAGCAACUGCUGACAGGAGUGUAUAGUGUUCUGUAAUGAGGACCUAGGUACUGUACAAACACUUGUGAUUGCUGCAACUUGAUAGCUUUCCAAUGGCAGUGCAUGGCCAUAUCUCAGUGAGUUCGCAUUGCAUUGUAUUUUGCAAAUAACUUGCAGGCGUCUUGUUUACCAAACAGGACCAGUCGCGUACCUAUCAGUAUGACUUGAAUGUGCAGCUAGUUGUUUUAAUGCGAACACCUAGCUGUUGUCAGCCACCUUUCAGAAACAGCACAGUAUAUUCCAUGUGAAUAAGAACAUGAACAGUAAUAAACAGGUGGUUGAACAAUUUUGAACAAAGUAGUUUUUGAUCAUCUGUAGUUUGUGCUUGAAUAAAUAAUGGUGUGGCAAAACAUCUAACCUCGUGCAUAUUUUGAAGCUAAGCACUCUGUUCUAUUGUACUCCUGACUACUUUGCCUUUCAAAUUAAGUGGUAAGUGCUCUGUGCAGUAAACACUGACAACACAGCAUGCAUACUGAAGCUGAUGACCCUGAUUCUUGAAAUUUUUUCACACAGCCCCUCUCUCCAUUAGAGUGCCCAUUGUAUACCUCUGUGCCACACAGCGUCUGCGUGAGCACCAAACGUGCAAUCCUUGUCUUCCCCUCUUCCAAUUUGUCCGGCCACACUUAUUACUGAGAUGCACCACAUGUCAGGAAAUGGCCCCACAGAGCAAACCUCCAGAACCCCUUCCGUGGUGGAAAGCAUUCCCUCUGAUCACAGCCAUGCAAAUGGGCCUUCCAACAUGCAGUCACAGGCAGUCAGCUAUAAUCAGUUCCUCACCUAAUUUGCCCAAUUCAUGAGAACUGCUGCACCCCUCGCACAGGCUCCAGCGCCAACCAGUCAACCGAGUGAAACUUCCACCCACCUCCCUGCAUUCAAUGCCGAUGACCGGCAUCUGUGGUUUUCAUCCGCUGAGGCGAUCUCCACUGAAUCAGGAAUUAUUAGUGACACAAGGAACUUCACCCCUACCAUAGCUCAGCUCAGACCCACGGUUGUAACAGAAGCUUGUGAUAUUAUCACUAACCCCCCCACACACACACACACUCUGCCCGGCAUCUACUAUAACUGAAAAAGCAACUAUGGGGUGUACGAAACCCUUGAUAUUUUGCCUUCAGCCGCAGCUCAUUCUCCUUACCUGCUUUCUCUUGCCUCGACUGUUUCCAGCAUGGCAACAAGUCUCCCAGCUGCUCUGAAGCACAGCCGGAGAAUAUGCCACAUCCUGUGCCUCGGGACACGGAGUCCAAAGUAGCCAUGCCUGAGCAGCGAGAUGGCCAACUUAACCAGUGCCCUUGCACCUGCCCGCCUCCGUCCCUUUCUCACUUCACUUCACAGUGCAGGGCUAUUACCCUCAUGGCGCACACAACCACUAAUGCACACGACAUGCAGGCACAGCCUAUAUCAUACCUCAUCGACACUGGUUCGGACUUGUCCAUCUUCCCAUGCAGGCUCCUACACUCUUUCAUGCAGGCUCCUACACUCUUUCAGCCGCAACCCUCCCUCCCCUUUCGUGCUUACCACAGCAAAUGGUUCCAACAUCACCAUCUAUGGCCCCCACAUCCGUUUUGUUGACUUUGGUCUCAUUGGGGAUUUUCUCUGGACUUUCACUGUGGCCAGCAUCACUGACCUGAUCCUAAGCACAGAUUUUCAUUCCCACUUUAAUCUUCUCCCUGACCUCGCAGAGCAUCACCUGACUGAUGGCACAUUACAUCACUCCACACCCUGUAACCACUCCGCCUCCACUUUACUGUUAAGCACCUGUCCUACUGUGAGUCUUGAUUUUUGAGACUUUAUCUUUAUAGAUCAUAAAUUUUGGUAUAUGAUAUAAUUAGGGCCGAGAAUCUAAUACAUAUGUAAUAAUAAAGUGUAAUUGGAGUUUGUACAACUAUAAUAGUUAUAAUGGUUGUUAUGUUGUUUUCUAAUAGUGACUGUAUUACAAUUCAUUUUGGUAGGAAUCCAAGAAAUGAUGGUAAACCACCUAGAGAUAAUAGGGAUAAAAAUACUAGGAAUUUAAUUUCAGUUUUUUAAUUUCUAGCUGAGGAAAUCUGAUUUAUAAAGAACAAAUUUAUUUCCUUGAAUAAUAAGAAUAUAAUUAGUCUUGGUAAUGCAUAAAUAAUAAAGUAUAGUUCCCAGAUGUUUUCUAUGACUGUUAAAGGUCUGAUU